Messenger RNA from Leptopilina heterotoma, 3661 nucleotides. It is a transcript of the gene Gnf1, whose product is annotated as replication factor C subunit 1. Gene Ontology annotation, molecular function: ATP binding; ATP hydrolysis activity; DNA binding. Lineage: Eukaryota; Metazoa; Arthropoda; Insecta; Hymenoptera; Figitidae. The transcript has 12 exons. Gene Ontology annotation, biological process: DNA replication; DNA repair. Gene Ontology annotation, cellular component: DNA replication factor C complex; nucleus. Bases 158 to 3382 code for a protein of 1074 amino acids. The record is from RefSeq and is a predicted model, not a curated record.
AGGCGGCAAUGCGGCACGUCUUGUAUACAAAAUUGUCGAAAAGUUUCCAUGUCUGUAAUAAAAUAUCUCAAAAAUACAGCGUAGUUAUUGUUUUUCGAAUAUAAAUAAAGUGAAAUAUUUGUCUUUGAAAAGCCGUUCAGUUUUGUAAUAAAGCAAUAUGUCAAAAGAUAUCAGAUCGUUUUUUAAACCAUUAGUAAGUAAAGCAGCUCCAAAAAAAGAGCCAGUGCUCAUUUCCUCUGAUGAAGAAGAUGGUAAAUCGUCUAAAAUUGCGAAAAAGGAGAAGGUGGUAGAGAAAAAACGGAGGAAACAAGUUUUAUCUGAUUCUGAGGAUGAUGAACCUGUUAAAAAGCAGAUUCAUAAGAAGACAGAGGAGAAAACGGUGGAAAAUCAUAAAAUUGUUUCGGCAUCGGAUAUAUUUGGCAAAGGUCCUAUAAAAAGGGAAGCCGCAACUAAAGUUGUCAAAAAACCGAAGGAAGCGAAGGAAGUUAAGAAAAAUGACAAGAAGGCAAAUAAAAUCAAAAGCGAAUUGGAAUUUCAUGAUGACGAUAUUAAUUCAUCGCUUCUUGAAUUAGUGCGUCAGGAAGAAAGUGCAAGUGAAUCCGAGAAACUUGAAGAAAAGAAACUUAUCAAAGACAACACUUUGGAAAAAAAUGAUACGAAACCAGAUAUAAAGAGAGAGAAAUCGCCCGAGAGAAAGGCGAAGAGAGAAAAAUCCGAGGAAAAAUCAUCGCUCGAGAAAAAACCGAAGAGAGAAAAAUCCGAGGAAAAAAUAACGCCCGAGAAAAAGACGAAGAGAGAAAAAUCCGAAGAAAAACCAUCGCCUGAGAAAAUAAAGGCAAAGAAAGAAAAAUCCGAAGAAGAUAAAACCCCCGAGAAAAUAAAGGAGAAAAAAAUAAAAAAGGAGAAUGACGAUAUAAAAGUGGGAGUUAAACGUAAAUCAACAAAAACUCCCAGUAAAUUAGAAAUCGAUAAAACUGCCAAAAGUUCUACAAAAAAGGCAAAAUUAGACGUGUCCAACGAUAUGUUUGAGGAAAUAAUCGAGAAGAAGAAACAAACUGCAGCUUUGUAUCAACAAUUUUUACAUCGUGGCGGUGCUCGUAAUCCGGGAUCAAAAGAAAUACCCGAAGGCGCCGAUUUUUGUCUCGCUGGUAAAAGUUUCCUCGUGACUGGAGUUCUUGAAUCCUUGGAACGCGAAGAGGCCGAGGAAUUAAUAAAAAAAUACGGCGGUCGCCUACUUACUUCAAUUUCACGUAAAACUGACUAUGUGAUACGUGGCGAUCAACCAGGACCUUCGAAAUUAUCAAAAGCCGAAAGUUUAAAAAUUCCAAUAAUCACCGAAGACGAAUUAUUGGAUUUAAUUCGUACCCGACCCGCCGGACGUGGCGAUAAAGUUAUACAGUCGCAAACAAAAUCAAAGGAACGUGUGCGUGCAAAAUCGCCUGAACCCGAGCCAAUAAAUCCCAUUUCGCCGCCUAGGAAAAAGAAUAAAUUGAAUGAUUCGGAGAAAUCUUCAGAGAAACCUGAGAAACCUUCAGAGAAACUUGAGAAAUUUUCAGAGAAACCUGAGAAACUUUCGGAGAAAUUUCCGCAAAGCGAGAAUAAGGAGAAGAAUAGUGAAAAAUCGGAAAGUGGAAAUAAAUUGAAUGGCGAGACGGUGAGUUUUUCGAGGACCGAAGCCCUUGUGGAGAAGUAUCGUCCACAAACGAUGAAGCAAUUAAUCGGUCAACAGGGCGACAAAAGUAAUGCGAAAAAAUUCCAUUAUUGGCUGAGUAAUUGGUACAAGAAUCGUAGUUCGAAAGUGAAACCCGCGAGGCCAACGCCUUAUACGAAAAAUGACGAUGGAGCAUUUUUCAAAGCCGCUCUACUCUCUGGUCCACCGGGAAUUGGAAAAACAACGACUGUUUAUGUUGUCACCAAGGAACUUGGUUACGAUUUACUGGAAUUCAAUGCCUCCGACACGAGGAGUAAAAAAUUGUUAAAAGAUCAUGUCACUGAUUUACUUUCAAACACAACCGUCAAGGGUUACUUUACCGCAGACGAUAAAGCGGAGAAAUCAACGAAAAAGCACAUUCUUCUGAUGGACGAAGUUGAUGGAAUGGCAGGAAAUGAAGAUCGCGGUGGUCUACAGGAAUUAAUUGCUCUAAUUAAAUCCACUGACAUUCCAAUAGUCUGCGUUUGUAACGAUCGAAAUAAUCCAAAAAUGCGAACAUUGUCGAAUUAUACAUUCGAUCUUCGCUUCCCGAAACCGAGAAUGGAACAAAUCAAGGGAGCGAUGAUGUCAUUGUGCUACAAGGAAGGAAUAAAAGUGAAUUCAGAGGAAAUGAGUCAAUUGAUUGAAUCAACGAAUCAGGAUAUUCGUCAAGUUAUCAAUCAUUUAGCAUUAUUGGGAGCAAAUAUUGAUAGUAAUGAUGAAAGUCACUCUAAUAAGAAAGCAAUAAAUAAGGAUAUGAGACUUGGUCCAUGGGAUGUUGUUCGUAAAGUUUUCACUGAAUCGGAACAUAAAACAAUGAGUAUUCAUGAUAAAAGUGGUUUAUUUUUCCACGAUUACAGUAUUUCUCCAUUAUUCGUUCAGGAAAAUUAUCUUUCCGUUGUUCCAAAGGCGCCGAAAAGCGAACUUUUGGACAGAGUGGCAAAAAGUGCUGAGAGUUUGUGUAUGGGUGAUAUAAUUGAAAAGUCAAUUCGAAGUAAUGGAUCGUGGUCAUUAUUACCAACUCAGGCAAUGUUUUCGUCUGUGAUUCCCGGUUCUUUAAUGUCCGGUUACAUGACAGGUGCAAUUAAUUUUCCAGCCUGGCUUGGUAGAAAUUCGAAACGUAAUAAAAUGGAUAGAUUAUUACAAGAGAUCACGGUUCACGCUCGCACAACGACAGGAGCUAGUAAAGAGGCGAUAAAUUUGGAUUAUUUGCCACAAUUGCGAGAUGCCAUCACGAGACCUUUAAUUUCAGAAGACGUUGAUACUUCUAUCGAUGUUAUGAAUCAGUAUCACUUAACAAGGGAUGAUUUCGAUUCAAUAUUAGAAGUUUCUCUAUGGCCUGGAAAUCGAAAUCCGAUGCAGUUCAUUGAAACAAAGGUAAAAUCGGCAUUUACACGAGCUUACAAUAAAAAUGCCGCAACUGCAGCUUACGCUUUGAAUGCGACUGUCAGCAAAAAGAAGAAAACGACAGCUUCACAGGAAGAUGAAAUGGAAGGUUUAGAGGAUGAGGAAGCCGUCGAUUCCGGAGAUGAAGAUGACGAUAUUGAUGUUUCGAAAUUGAUGAAGACUAAAAAAGCAGCAGCAAGUAAGAAAGGUUCGUCAAAAGAUGAUGAGAAACCGUCGACGAGUAAGAAAAGUUCAAAAACUGAUGAUAAACCAAAAAGAGGAAGAGGUCGAGCAAAGGCACAAUAGAAAAUUUUCGAUGAAGUUUGUACAAAAAGAAAAUAUUUUCAUUUUUUUAUCUGCCUGUUUUUGACAAAAAAUGAAUAUAUACAUUUAUUUAUAUUUUUCAAUUUUUUUUUGCAUCUUAUUUUUGUUCUAUUCUUCUAAAUAAUAGGAUAAUUAUUUUUUUUUUAUAAUUCUGUUUACAAAUUAUUUUUGAUUCUAUUAUUAUCAUUUUCAAACAAUCAUCAACGUCAUCAACGUCUAUUUAUUUAAUAUGCAGAAAUUGUGAUAAAUUACUGUAAUCGA